AUAGUUGUUGCCAUGUUGGGCAUGCUGUCCCCCUCCAGUAGAGGAGCCCUGAUGACCACUGCUUGCUUCCUCUUCAUGUUCAUGGGUGUGUUUGGGGGCUACUUUGCUGGAAGACUGUACCGCACACUGAAGGGCCAUCGGUGGAGGAAAGGAGCCUUUUGUACAGCAACUCUGUAUCCCGCCGUGGUUUUUGGAAUCUGCUUCGUUCUCAACUGUUUCAUCUGGGGGGAGCACUCUUCUGGGGCAGUGAGUAUCAUGUCAUGAGUAUAGACCCUCCAGAAAAA
Molecule: messenger RNA, 284 nt
Organism: Notothenia coriiceps (black rockcod)
Lineage: Eukaryota; Metazoa; Chordata; Actinopteri; Perciformes; Nototheniidae
Product: transmembrane 9 superfamily member 4-like
Exons: 3
Coding region: 13-264 (83 amino acids)
Biological process (GO): protein localization to membrane
Cellular component (GO): membrane
Source: RefSeq, a predicted model, not a curated record